Molecule: messenger RNA, 8279 nt
Organism: Trichogramma pretiosum
Lineage: Eukaryota; Metazoa; Arthropoda; Insecta; Hymenoptera; Trichogrammatidae
Gene: unc-104
Product: kinesin-like protein unc-104
Exons: 27
Coding region: 619-5895 (1758 amino acids)
Biological process (GO): microtubule-based movement
Molecular function (GO): microtubule binding; microtubule motor activity; ATP binding
Source: RefSeq, a predicted model, not a curated record
AUAACGCCGAGACCGUCUCGACUCCCGAGGACACGGACGUUCGUUGGUGGAUGCGAGCCAGCAGCCUGGUCAGUCGAAAAAGGCAGCAGUAGGCGCAGCACACGGGGCGGCUCUCGUCCUCGUCACUCUCGACCAUGUCCUCGAGCAGCGACGCAUUAGCAGCGGUCCUAACUACAGUAGCAGCCAGCUCCAAGGGGCCCUCUUCCGACUAAGAGUGGCCCAUCCUGUAGUUGUUUCGCGCAGUGUUCCCAAUCGCACGAGUAGUGUGCCCGUCGUCGCCAUUAGUGUCCAGUGCUCAAAGCAUCCCAUCGAGCGGUCCUGGUCGUCGUUGCAGUAGCCCAGUUAAUCGAGCUUUACCACUUGUCCGAAAGCUCGUCCUCUCCCCCGCCCACUCAUCAGCUGACAUUCCUCAGGAUUUUACGUUUCCCUCGACGAUUCCUCCGUACGCACCAACACACGAGUCAAGAGUGCGCCGCAGUGUUUCAGUGAAGUGUUGCCCCUGUGUAAUUUUUCUCGAGUGCUACGCUUGUUUGCCCCGGGACUUGUCUUCGUGAGACGGACGAAUUAUUUAUAUUUUUGAGACAACUAUAAACAUAAGGAUAAUUCAAACUAAUCAAGAUGUCAUCGGUAAAAGUCGCUGUGCGGGUUCGUCCCUUCAAUAUGAGGGAAAUAACCCGAGAAGCUCAAUGCAUUAUAGAAAUGACUGGCAAAACCACAUCUAUAACAAACCCUAAAGCACCAGCUGGGACAAAAGAUGCUACCAAAAGUUUCAACUACGAUUAUUCUUACUUUUCUAUGGAUCCAAAUGACGACGAUUACUCGUCGCAAAUUAUGGUUUAUAAAGAUAUUGGAGAAGAAAUGUUGGAGCAUGCUUUCGAAGGUUACAACGUUUGUAUAUUUGCGUACGGGCAAACGGGCGCCGGAAAGUCGUACACAAUGAUGGGGAAGCAGGAAGAGGGUCAAGAGGGUAUCAUUCCACAAAUCUGCAAGGACUUAUUUAAUCGAAUUAGCGAUAGUUCGGCCGAAGAUAUGAAACACUCCGUCGAGGUCAGUUACAUGGAGAUCUAUUGCGAGCGCGUGCGCGAUCUUCUGAACCCGAAAAACAAAGGCAAUCUAAGAGUUCGAGAGCACCCAUUACUUGGACCUUAUGUCGAAGAUCUCUCCAAGCUAGCCGUUAUGUCUUACGAGGAUAUUCAUGAUCUUAUUGACGAAGGAAAUAAAGCCAGAACGGUGGCGGCGACAAACAUGAACGAGACAUCUAGUAGAUCACAUGCAGUGUUUACGAUAUUUUUCACGCAACAUAGACAAGACAGUUCGACGGGUUUGGCUACCGAAAAAGUCAGCAAAAUUUCGCUCGUCGAUUUGGCUGGUUCAGAACGGGCCGAUUCUACUGGAGCCAAAGGAACCAGACUGAAAGAAGGUGCUAACAUCAACAAAAGCUUGACAACCCUCGGAAAAGUCAUAAGUGCUCUUGCUGAAAUCGCGGCUUCAAAAGACAAAAAGAAAAAGAAGGCCGAUUUCAUUCCUUAUCGAGAUUCUGUACUGACGUGGUUGUUGCGAGAAAACCUUGGCGGAAAUUCUAAAACAGCUAUGAUAGCAGCUAUUAGUCCUGCAGAUAUAAAUUACGACGAAACCCUUUCAACGUUACGAUAUGCGGAUAGAGCCAAACAGAUAGUUUGCAAGGCUGUGGUUAACGAAGAUGCCAAUGCUAAGAUCAUCCGAGAGCUUAAAGAGGAAAUUCAAAAACUACGGGAGCUUUUAAAGCAAGAGGGAAUCGAUUACCAAGAAGGAGACAUAACGUGUUUUAUAAGGAAUGCGAACACGAAACGAGAAGACGAUCAAAAGGAACCAUCGCGCCAGCGACUCCCUUCUCACGGAACGUCAACCUUGGCCGAAGAGGCCGUAGAACAACUUCAGGCCUCGGAAAAGCUAAUAGCCGAGUUAAACGAAACGUGGGAGGAAAAGUUGAAACGAACCGAAGCGAUCCGGGUUCAACGAGAAGCCGUGUUCGCCGAAAUGGGAGUGGCCGUGAAGGAAGACGGCGUAACCGUAGGCGUGUUUUCACCGAAGAAGACGCCGCACUUGGUCAAUCUGAACGAGGAUCCUCUGAUGUCGGAGUGCCUGAUUUACUACAUAAAGGACGGCUUCACGCGAAUCGGCAGCGCCGAGGCCAAUAUUCCCCAAGAUAUACAGCUGUCAGGUCCGCACAUUCUAAGCGAACAUUGCGUCUUCGAAAAUCACGAGGGGGUAAUAACCCUGAUACCAAAGAAGGGCGCACUGAUUUACGUCAACGGGCGCGCAGUGACGGAGCCACUUCUUCUCAAGACCGGCUCUCGAGUCAUUCUCGGCAAGAACCACGUAUUCAGAUUCAACCAUCCCGAUCAAGUUCGCGAACGUCGAGAGAAGAGCUCUCCAGCCGAGACUCCAGGCAGUGGAGAGAACGUCGACUGGAACUUCGCUCAAAUCGAGCUGCUGGAGAAACAGGGCAUAGAUCUGAAAGCGGAGAUGGAGAAACGUCUUUAUGUUCUGGAGGAGCAGUUCCGCAAAGAAAAGGAAGAAGCCGACCAACUGUUCGAAGAACAGAGAAAAAAUUACGAAGCUCGAAUAGACGCACUACAAAAGCAAGUCGAGGAACAAAGCAUGACGAUGUCAAUGUACAGCAGUUACACACCUGAAGACUUCAACAAUAUUGAAGAAGAUAUCUUUGUCAACCCAUUAUUUGACGCAGAGAGCAACUGGGGCGAGCGAGAGUUUCAAUUGGCUAAUUGGGCUUUUCGUAAAUGGAAGUAUCAUCAGUUCACCAGUCUUAGAGAUGAUCUUUGGGGUAACGCCAUAUUCCUUAAAGAGGCCAAUGCCAUUUCGGUUGAAUUAAAGAAGAAGGUGCAAUUCCAAUUUACUCUACUUACUGAUACUUUAUAUUCGCCGCUACCUCCUGAUCUUCUUCCUGUGGAGGACGAUGAAGAAGAAGAACGGCCAUUUCCUCGGACCAUUGUUGCUGUUGAAGUGCAAGACUUAAAAAAUGGAGCUACGCAUUACUGGACCUUGGAUAAACUGAGGCAAAGACUGGAAUUAAUGAGAGAGAUGUAUCACAACGAAGCUGAAUUAUCCCCUACGUCACCUGAUUAUAACAUUGAAAGUAUUACCGGUGGAGAUCCUUUCUAUGAUCGCUUCCCAUGGUUCCGCAUGGUUGGCAGAUCAUUUGUAUAUUUGAGUAAUCUUCUUUACCCAACACCAUUGAUUCACAAAAUAGCUAUCGUUAACGAAAAAGGAGAUGUCAAAGGUUAUCUUAGAGUGGCUGUACAAGCUGUUGUUGAAGAGGAAAACAGUGAAUACUCAAGUGGAGUACGUCAAUCUGCUCGCAUCUCGUUCGACGACGACUUAUUUGGAACGCAACGGCGAAAUCGACGCAACACUCUUCUGGCUCAGACUCUUGAUAAGAACCAGCAACAAGCACAAAUAGUGUCCCAAGAUGAUCGAGUGGUAGAGGGACAGCAAAAUCAAGAAAAUAAAGAAACAAAUAUCAAAGGAGAAGUUAUACGCGAAACAAAGGAAUUGAAAGAGGAUGAGGAGGUUGGUGAUGCAGACAGUGGCCGGGGCGACAGUUCAGUAUCGAGCGAUAUGAAGGAGGACGAAUUACCAGAACACCUGCAACCCGGUCAAGAAUUUACUUUCCGUGUGACUGUGUUGCAGGCCAUGGGCAUUGCCACCGAGUAUGCGGACAUCUUCUGUCAAUUUAACUUCUUGCACAGACAUGACGAAGCUUUCUCAACAGAGCCUGUCAAGAAUACUGGAAAAGGCAAUCCUCCCGGAUUUUACCAUGUUCAGAACAUAACGGUGACAGUGACGAAGUCAUUCAUCGAGUACUUAAAAACGCAGCCUAUAGUAUUUGAGGUCUUUGGCCAUUACCAACAACAUCCUCUGCACAAAGAUGCUAAACUCGAGUACGUACGCCAGCCGCCAAAGAGGAUGCUGCCACCGUCGAUUCCAAUAAGUCAGCCCGUGCGCUCGGCCAAAUUUGGCCAAUGCGUGCUGCAGCAGUCGCCGAGCACUUCGCACGUACACGCCAAGUACGACCUGCUCGUCUGGUUCGAGAUCUGCGAACUGGCCCCGAACGGCGAGUACGUGGCUUGCGUGGUCGACCACAGCGACGAUCUGCCCUGUCGCGGCCUCUUCCUGCUCCACCAAGGCAUCCAGCGACGCAUUCGCAUCACCAUCGUGCACGAGCAGGCCAGCGAGUUGCGCUGGAAGGACGUGCGCGAGCUCGUCGUUGGCCGCAUACGCAACACCCCGGAGCCCGAGGAGGAGGACAACGACUCGUCGGUUCUGUCUCUCGGCCUCUUCCCCGGCGAAGUUCUCGAGCUACCGGGCGACGACCGUUGCAUGUACCGAUUCGAGGCUGCUUGGGACAGCUCGCUUCACAACUCCGCCUUACUCAAUCGCGUUACCUCUUACGGCGAACAGAUUUUCAUGACUAUUUCCGCUUACCUCGAACUGGAGAACUGCGGCAGGCCAGCUAUCGUCACCAAGGACCUCAGUAUGAUAAUCUAUGGUCGAGACGCUAGAGUAGGACCUCGCUCGCUGAAGCAUCUGUUCAGCGGCAGCUAUCGAAAUCAGGAGGCCAACAGGCUCAGCGGCGUUUACGAGCUUGUAUUGCGUCGGGCUUCCGAAGCCGGUGUACAAAGGAGACAGAGACGCGUGCUCGAUACCAGCUCAACUUACGUCAGAGGCGAAGAGAAUUUGGAUGGAUGGCGACCACGCGGCGACAGUCUUAUCUUCGAUCAUCAGUGGGAACUCGAAAAACUCACAAGACUCGAGGAAGUCGAACGUGUUCGGCACACUUUGUUGUUGCGUGAAAAACUCGGCAUUGACAAAAACGUUUUCUGCAAUAAAGCUACCCAUGAUUUCACCAAGAGUGAAAAGGAGGUAUGCAACAUGGUGGCUAAGGCGACCAACGAGUCGCACGCAAGUCCGGUUCAUUUGAAGAAAACAGUCAGCAAGGACGUUUACGAACCAUGGGAGAUGACUGAGCGCGAGCGCGAAAUAGCGACCAAGUACGUCAAACUGAUUCAAGGCAGAAUACCGAGCAAGGAGCCGAUCGUUAUGUCGGACGUAUCACCGGGUGACGAUACCCUCGGCGAUAUAACGGCGUCUAUGGUAUCCUCUGUCGUCUCUUCGUCCUCCCAAGAGUCAGUAUACACACGUUUAUGCGAUCGCAAAAAGCAGUCGGGGCAUGUAAUCAGGAGCAGGUCUAAGUCGUGCAUCUUUAGGUUGACGUCGCCGGAGCGCACGAAGCUGCUCGAGCUGCAGGAGAGCAUAAUAGCCGGCGGAGAGGCGGCCGCGUGCUUCCACGGCUCCUCGGUGGCACCGAGCCCCCUAGGCUCCGUCUCCCCAUCCAAGGAGAAUCUCGUGCUCUACGUGCCCGAGGUUGAGGAGAUUCGCAUCAGUCCGGUGAUCGCGCGAAAGGGCUACCUCAACGUACUCGAACAUAAAACAAAUGGAUGGAAGAAGCGAUGGGUGUCGGUGCGCAGACCAUACGUUUUCAUUUUCCGCGACGAGAAGGAUCCAGUUGAGAGAGCCUUGAUCAAUUUGGCCACCGCCCAAGUUGAAUACUCCGAAGAUCAGCUGGCCAUGGUCAAAGUACCUAAUACAUUUAGCGUCGUGACAAAACACCGAGGUUACCUCCUGCAAACUCUCGGUGACAAGGAGGUUUACGAUUGGCUCUACGCCAUCAACCCACUUUUAGCCGGACAAAUAAGGUCAAAGUUGGCACGCAAGGGGCCGGGAGCCAUUGGAGGAAUUCCAAUCAGUCUGAGCAGCGAAAAGGUCGUGGCAUCGGGAAUGGCCCAGACAACGGCUGCAGUGUCAUCGGCCGAGGCUCAGGCUCAAGCCAAGUGAGUGGCAGAUUCGCUGGCCGAAAUGUUGGACUGCUGGACCAAGGCAUCACGGGUCUACUUGAGCCGGUCGCACAACGUUCUGGAUGCAAAGCUGGACUGGUGCAGUUUCAGGUUUCCCUUCGUUUUCGAUUGAACGGCUUGUGCGAGGUCGAGGCGUCAGUAGCUGUACACGUCUUUUUGCGCAACGCCGCUGUUGCUCGUGCAGGCGAACCCGCGCGCCUCCCUCACUUUGACCGAUGCCACUGGAUCCAGUUUCUCCUUCGUCUCCGCCUUCAUUUCUGACGUUUUCUCGAUUGGUCGAGUGCCCGAAGAUAGGUGCGUCGUGCAAGGAUCAAACGCUUUAUAUAAAAAAUUGCUAUUGACCCGAGCCAAUCGUGUCCAGCGAAUCCGAUCUCACGCUAACUUGUAACUUUGUAACUGUAUCUCACUCUCUGAAUUUCUCUCUCUCUCUCUCUAUCUUAUUUAUUGAUCUUUUACUUUCUCACUGUCUCCGGAUUUGUAAAUUCGCAUGGGAAUUACAUGCGAAACAUUGAUGCAACAUUGGGCUUCAAAAUCACCUUCAGACCGACUAUGGUUUUUUGAAUACAAGUUAGUCCAGGUGCUUUUAUUACGUCGUAUGACAUAGUAAUAAUGUUGUUACAAUAUUUAAGAAUAUGAAGCUGUAAAUCGGACCUACAAUAUACUUGAAUUUUAAGCCCUAGCACGUGAUGAAUAAAGACAGAGAAAAAAGGUAUAAAUUUUGGAGCAGUAUUUCAUUAUUUAUAAUGAAGCUGGCAAGCGCGUGAGCGCCUUCAAUUUGCUCGCCCAAUUAUUGUGUGUGAUUUGAGCUAUUAUUAAUGCAUAUUGUUGACUACAUGAUUGUGGUCAAAAUUUUUUUAACGUUCACUACCCCUCUUCCGCUUUCUAUUUCAGAAAUGAAUUGUGGAUUGUAUACGACACAAAUUGAUAAUGCUUGCAAUCAUACAAUCAACGAGUAAAGAAGUGAGCAAACUCGUUUUUUUUAGCAAAGUGGGCGAGAGCACGAGCAUCAGUGAUUAUUAAAUGUAAAACUUUGAUAUAUGUGGCGCAAAGUUAUAUGAAUAAUAUAAUUACGAUUAAUUUUAAAGUUGAUAUUGACAAUGAUAUUAUAAAUAUUCCUAUGAUUAUUGUUAUCGGGCGAUCAUCAUAACUAUUGUUUUCGAAGAGUAUUUAAUAAUUUGUAUUAUUAAAUAAAAAGACACAUACGCAAUUUAGUAGCUCACCAGAGCUUAUAUUCGCGAAGAAAGGAGGAGGAUAAUUUGUCGUGGGGAAAUAAGUCAAUGUUCGAGUAGCGCAUUGUAAAUGAAAAUGUAACUAAUCGAGUAUCGCUUGCUGAUUGUUUUAGGAUUUAGUACACCGAUCGAUUAUAUUCGUACCGACGAUUAUUAACUUGUAUAGUUUUAUUUUGUUAUCGAUUGCAGCAGCGGCAUCAUGUCAUUUAUGCAAAAAUGCAAUGCUGCAUGUACAAUGAUUACCUGAGGGAACAGUUGCGAAAAUAUAUAGUAGUUGGAGCGAGGAGGAGUGAAAUAGAAGUAAGGGAAAUGCAGGUUCAGCCACCUCGCUGCAUUUGGUUAAUAUUAUAGACUAUAGCGCGCGCGCGCGCGAAAGACAGAGAAUAUAAGUGUGCACGCUUGCAGUAUAGUAUAUUAUAAGGCUGCGUAAGUAAUCGCCAACUCUUGCCACGCGCGCCAGUGCACCAGCUCAGCCGUGUGCACGAGCCAGUGUCCCGCUGGGCCCUGCUACGCGUAUACUCGAGAGCUGCCUGUGCUUAUUGCACCAAGCGAGUUGAGAGUUGCGCGACACGCUGCAGGACGCGACGAUGUUGUCUAAAGAUGAAGCUACACCCACCUACCGACAGCGCAGAACUUUAUCAUUCUCACCGAGCGAUAUUAUACUCGGGUCAUCGUGUGAAAGAUAUUACCACUAAUAUACCCGCAAACAUUCUGACAUAAUAUAUAUUAUAUAUACGAGCAAGUGGUAUUGUGCAUACACCAACACCGACACCAGCCACACAUGUCACAUACACACUCACAUGAUUAUAUAAAUAGAUAGCUAUAUGAAUAACAGAGAAAAAAAAUAUGCGUAAAUCAAUUUAUACAUAAUAUGUACACGACGUUGUUUUGCAUGCAAUUACAAACAAAAUUAAAUUCAUGGACUACGGCAAAAAUAUUAUAUUCCGAGACGAACGAAUGUUUUUGAUUGAAUGCUUGGAGCAAAACCAUAAUGUAAAAAUUCUGCUAAUUGUAAUAUCUGUUUUCCAACUGAAAGAUUACAGAUAUCCAAUUAUUAUCAUUUGUACGUUACCAUUAUAUACAUAAAUAUAUAUAGAAAAAUAAACGAAAACUUAAUAUUUGUGCAAGACCCUGU